AUGAACUCAUUGUCUCCCGCUCAAAUUGACGCGUUGCUGUAUAUGAAGCAAGACCAAGUUUCGUCGCCAGCUAUUUCAGAACCAGAGAUUUUUAUAAUGGAUCAAAAUUCCAAUUCCAAACGUCAUUCUGCCUCCUCAGACUCUCAGAACGACGAAGACAGUUCUAUUGCUAUGUUGUCCCCUCCAUUGUCUCCAUAUCCUACGAAGGCAUAUAUUGCCCCUGUAUUCCAGGUGAGCGAGAAAGAAGGUUCAAUUGCUAGACCAUUAUCUCGCUCUGAACUGAUCAAGCCUUCAUCAAGCUCUAUUCCUUCAGUGUUUGAUGCUGCUCCUGUUGUCAGAUCUGGCUUCAAGUCUAAGAGAUCAUCUCUUAAGAAGAGCUCUUCUGCUAUUCCUAGAAGUUCUCACAACCCAUACAAGGUUGCUAAGCAUGAUCCUAAGAACCCCCUGAUCAGCAGUGCAUGGUCAUCGUUUCAAAAUGAUCCUGUAGGAUACUUCAGGAGAGAGCGUGCUUACUUGGAUCUGUAUCCAGUUAAUGGUCCUACUUGGUCCAAUUAUGUUUCUGUUGAGCCUAUUAAUCUGCCUAGUGCUCUUUUAUUGAGAAGUUCUGCUGGUAGUAGUUCCAGAGCCAACCGAUCGCGUGCUUCAAGUGCUCGUCGUAGAAACGACUACAGUUCUGACAGCGAUGCUUCUAGUAUGGUUACUCGAAGCUCUAUGCGUGCUGCUGGCAACAAUUCAAGCACUGCUGUUCCUAAGGUGUCGUACUCUGAUUAUAGCGAUAGUGGAGUUUCAACACCUCUUCCUGCACCAACUCCAAGAAGACCAGUGAGCAGAGCACCAUCAUCGAGCCGAUCUUCAACUCCAUCUCGAGUCCAUGAUCUGUCAUUGUCUCAAAUUACAGACUACUCACCUUCUCCUGAUACAUUACCUCCUGGCAAGUCUUUGCGUGCCGAGUGGAAAGGCGCCCCCAUGGAUCUGUCAGACGAUCCCAAUGUACACUUAUUGCACCCUGCCGAGGUUCACCUUGCAUCUGUCUUGCGACUACCAGGAGACUUGUACCUCGACUCGAAGAAGCGUCUUUUUGCUGAGAAAGUUCACCGCAUGCGACAAGGACUGCCGUUCCGCAGAACUGACUCUCAAAAGGCGUGUCGCAUCGAUGUCAACAAGGCAUCCAGACUCUUCUCUGCAUUUGAAAAAGUCGGCUGGUUGGAAGACCACCACUUCAAGAGAUUUCUUUAG
Sugiyamaella lignohabitans is the source of this 1236-nucleotide messenger RNA. RefSeq lists its product as uncharacterized. The transcript has a single exon. NCBI's taxonomy places the organism in Eukaryota, Fungi, Ascomycota, Dipodascomycetes, Dipodascales, Trichomonascaceae. The record is from RefSeq and is a predicted model, not a curated record. Bases 1 to 1236 code for a protein of 411 amino acids. Gene Ontology annotation, biological process: regulation of transcription by RNA polymerase II; chromatin remodeling. Gene Ontology annotation, cellular component: SAGA-type complex; nucleus. Gene Ontology annotation, molecular function: chromatin binding; transcription coactivator activity; protein binding.